Ostertagia ostertagi is the source of this 405-nucleotide messenger RNA. The record is from the annotation of a GenBank genome assembly. NCBI's taxonomy places the organism in Eukaryota, Metazoa, Nematoda, Chromadorea, Rhabditida, Trichostrongylidae.
AUGGAAGCAGUGAAACCAAAGAAGCCCAGACCCAAGGAGCGUGCUCCCGUUCGAGAAACACCUCCCGUUCCAUCGCGGCCUGCCGUGGUAAUGGGAAUGAGGUUGCCCGAGGUUCCUCAACAUGAGCCUUGCAGAACCAGCAGCCCGGAACCAGAAGAAGUUGUCUUGUCGGAUGAUGAACAGCCGUCUACUUCUACAGUGGUCACUGAGACAGUUGAUGUUCCUCCUUCCGAUGAAGUUCUGUCGAAUGGAACAGCUAUCGAAUCUGAAAAAAGGUCCCAGGUUCAAUGGAGCCCUGUGCAGAUGAUGCAAGCGUCGAGAAAUCUGCCGGGAGGUCCAAAACUUAAACCUUUCUUGUAUGAGCAGCCUAAUCCCAUCCUAGUCAUGGGCGCUUUUUUUGGUUGA